CUUCGAGUGUCUUGAACUGCGUGCUCUUCGCUGGCGGUGCCACAUUGGAACCAGCCGCGUCGUAUAUAUCGGGUCUUCGCUCUGCGUAUCGGGCCGUCCCCUACGCGAGAUGCAGUUCCUCGGCGCGUCGCUCGCGCUGUUCGCUCUCCUGAGCGUGGCCAACGCCAAGGUGUACGGCCGCUGCGAGCUCGCUUCGAUUCUCGUGCGCAACGGGAUCCCCAGGAGUAAAGUUCCCGAUUGGAUCUGCUUGGCACAGGCGGAGAGCUCUCUGAAUUCCAAGGCUGUCAACAGGAACCGAAACCGUAGCAUUGACUAUGGCAUUUUCCAGAUCAACAACGGCUAUUGGUGCAGUCCGGGACCGCACAACGAAUGCAGGGUCUCAUGUUCCGCCUUGAAGUCGGAUAACAUCGGCCCGUCCAUCAAGUGCGCGAAGCAGAUCUACAAAAGACACGGAUUCAAUGCAUGGUACGGAUGGAAGCGCAAGUGCAAGGGGAAGAAGCUCUCGUCCUACGUCAAGGGAUGCCGCUAUUGAUC
Rhipicephalus sanguineus (brown dog tick) is the source of this 534-nucleotide messenger RNA. Its product is annotated as lysozyme c-1. The transcript has 5 exons. The record is from RefSeq and is a predicted model, not a curated record. Lineage: Eukaryota; Metazoa; Arthropoda; Arachnida; Ixodida; Ixodidae. Gene Ontology annotation, molecular function: lysozyme activity. Bases 110 to 532 code for a protein of 140 amino acids.